Molecule: messenger RNA, 1686 nt
Organism: Paraglomus occultum
Lineage: Eukaryota; Fungi; Glomeromycota; Glomeromycetes; Paraglomerales; Paraglomeraceae
Source: the annotation of a GenBank genome assembly
AUGGGCUUAUCCCAGCAAAAUCCUUCUGAUAGCACUAAACCCGGAAUCCAAACGCAUCAACAACGUUCUUUGAAUAUGCACCCACCAAACCAAAAUAAGAAUCAUAACCAGCUCAAUCAAGCUGCUGCUGCGCAUCACCAUCGAGGACAUCGCGAUGAUUUCUCCCAUCCUCAUCAUGAUCAACAUGGUCAACAAAAUAGACAAGGGGAUGACCAACAACGCCUUCCUCAGCAGCAACAACAGCUGAUCAAUCAUCAUCAUCACCACCACCAGUUGAUGCAACAACCGCAACAAAAUCAGCAAUCAAUAACCGGUAGAAGGAAUGCCCAUCACCAGAAAUCCACUAAGGCUGAAGGAGGCCAUGCUGUAUCGGCUACCGUUUGUGCAAACUGUGGUACAACCACUACUCCACUGUGGAGAAGAGCUCCUUCUGGAGAGACUAUCUGUAAUGCAUGUGGCUUAUACUUGAAAGCUCGCAAUACAGUGCGUCCACCGUGGCUGAAACGCAACAAUAUUAAAAAACCUACACCAGCUUCUUCCCAAUCUCCUAUCCUUCCAGCGGGCACCUGUCCGGGAGACGGGCAUUGUGACGGGACAGGCGGACCGUCAUCGUGUAAUGGCUGCCCCGCGUAUAAUCAACAUCAAGUAAACAGACAAGCACUUGUCUGUGCUAACUGCGGCACAAAUACCACUCCACUUUGGCGUCGAGACGAAGGCGGCAAUACUAUUUGUAACGCUUGCGGCCUAUACUAUAAACUUCAUAGCGUACAUCGGCCAGUCACCAUGAAGAGGAGUGUUAUCAAACGAAGGAAGAGAGUUGCGUUGGCUAACGGAAGUGUAAAUAGUGUUGUCGCGGGAAAUGGAAAUGCGCACACUGGGAUUAACAGAGGAAAUGGAACCAAUUCUCGUGGACACCACCAUCAUAGAAUGUCGGGACAUGCAAGUGACAAUGAAUCUCACGUCGCAUCGCAUCACGAAGAAACAAUCCAACACCCUCCGACCCCAAGUAGUUCCGGCUCUGAUCGUGAUUAUCCUACCUCUGAAGAAGACGAACUUCCGGUCCGUCGUGCUCCCAAGCGCAAAAACGUCUUUGACGAAUGCCAUAUCCCCAAGAGACAUUGUCAUGAGCGUGCUGUCCUUGCUAUCGAAGACUAUAUCGCACCUAAGAAGAACGGUGGUGAUUUAUAUUUGUCACCCGUUGAACCUAACGUGACCCAAAUCCCACAGGUUCAGAUUCACCGUGGUGGUCGAUAUAUGGGCACCCCCGAUUGUCCCUUGCAGUCUGUGUUUAACAACGGAAACGAAAGUGCAAAUUGUUCGCCAUCACAUAGCGGAAGUACAUCGCCUAUCAAUUAUGCUUCAUCUCCCGUCCAUACUCCGGGUUUUACCAUGCCGAGCCCACCUUCUUCAUCCUCGAUUAAUUCACUGUUGAACCCGGCUUCCCCCGCUCCACAGUUGCCUCCAAUUUCCUCAGUGGGUUUACCCUCCUUGAAUGCUGGUCAGUCCAACCCAUCCACUGCUUCCGCUUCGGUCGAUCCUAAUAUCACCAGUGUUCUCCAGGCUCAUAGGCAAGAGCUUCAACGGGAAGUCUCUCACUUGUCUAUGCUCCUCAAUCGUACCACGGCUAUUCUGAAUGGUCUAGACAGAGCCAUGGCGUCUGUAAAUUCGAAUGUCACUGCCAAUUAA